Molecule: messenger RNA, 1038 nt
Organism: Beauveria bassiana ARSEF 2860
Lineage: Eukaryota; Fungi; Ascomycota; Sordariomycetes; Hypocreales; Cordycipitaceae
Product: oxidoreductase-like protein
Exons: 3
Coding region: 1-1038 (345 amino acids)
Biological process (GO): lipid metabolic process
Cellular component (GO): membrane
Molecular function (GO): oxidoreductase activity, acting on the CH-CH group of donors
Source: RefSeq, a predicted model, not a curated record
AUGGCACCGACGCACGUUCUCGAUAAUUACUACCUGGCCAUCACGGCCAUUGUCACGGUCGGCUUCCAGCUCGCAUGCUUCUUCGUCGCCUACUCUUGUCAAUUCGACAAGAUUACCGACCUGGCCGGUGGCCUCAACUUUACCAUGCUCGCCGUCCUCACCCUCGCCCUGAGCGGCGCCGGCACGGACCUGCACCCGCGCCAACUCGUCGUCUCCCUCUUCAUGAUUGCGUGGUCGGUGCGGCUCGCCGGCUUCCUCUUCUUCCGCAUCCUCAAGACGGGCAAGGACGAGCGCUUCAACGACAUGCGCGGCAAGUUCCUCUCCUUUCUCGGCUUCUGGGUCUUUCAGAUGCUCUGGGUCUGGACCGUCUCCCUGCCCGUCACCCUGCUCAACAGCCCCAACGUGACGCGCUACCCGCAGCGGCCGUUUGGUACGGGGAGGGACGUUGCGGGCGUGGUGCUCUUUGCCGUCGGCUUCGUGUUUGAGGCGGGCAGCGACGUGCAAAAGUAUCAGUGGAAGGCCAAGCAGACGCGCGAGAGCAACCGCACCGCCGUGUGCGACUCGGGCUUCUUUGCGCUGUCGCGGCACCCCAACUACUUUGGCGAUAUUAUUAUCCAGUGGUCCAUCUUCAUGAUUGCCGUCUCCGCCGCCGCCGACGGCUACGUGCACGGCCAGGCCUACAAGGCCCUGUACGCCAGCAUCCUUGGGCCCGUCUUCAUCACUCUCCUCCUACUCUUCGUCUCGGGCAUGCCGCUCGCGGAGCGGCCCAAGGCCAAGGACCGCUACGAAAAGGGCAACAACUGGGUGGGCUACAAGCGCUGGCUCGACCGCACGAGCCCGCUGAUUCCGUUUCCGCCCCAGCUCUACGCCCGGAUGCCCGUCUUCUUGAAGGGAAGCGUGUUUUUGGAGCUGCCCAUGUACGUGUUUGACCCGGCCAAGCAUUCGGACGUGGCGACGCCUGGCGGUGGGAGGGACGGCGGCGACAGCACUGGCCGCGGUAAUGAAGGGCGGGAAAGUGCCGAGCAGCGGCUCGUGUAG